Molecule: messenger RNA, 1369 nt
Organism: Archocentrus centrarchus (flier cichlid)
Lineage: Eukaryota; Metazoa; Chordata; Actinopteri; Cichliformes; Cichlidae
Product: dual specificity protein kinase CLK4-like
Exons: 12
Coding region: 57-1283 (408 amino acids)
Biological process (GO): regulation of RNA splicing; peptidyl-tyrosine phosphorylation
Cellular component (GO): nucleus
Molecular function (GO): protein serine/threonine kinase activity; ATP binding; protein tyrosine kinase activity
Source: RefSeq, a predicted model, not a curated record
CUCCAGAGUGUGGAGGAGGAGGAGGCAAAGUCAGAUCAAGUGCUGACAGCAGUACUAUGGGCAGAAAGGACGAUGACUCUGAGUACUGGAGAGAUGGUGACCCCAAACCUGACCUCCAGACUGAUACAAAGACUGGAAACUUCAACCAGUGUGCACGCUACACCACCCCACAAAUUCAUAACUUGGCUGAUGACACCGCCGUCAGCGCUGAUGAUGAUGGAGUGGAGGGUGGUCAGAGGGGGAGGAGCUAUGAGGAUGAUGAAGAGGAAGAGGGCCACCUGGUCUAUCACAUCGGCCUUGUGAUGAAGGAAAGAUAUGAAGUUGUCUGUACACUGGGAGAAGGAACAUUUGGAAAAGUCGUGGAGUGUAUCGACAUACAGAAAGAUGAGCACGUAGCUGUGAAGAUAAUGAGGAACACUGACUGUUUCUGUGAAGUAGCGAGGUCUGAGAUCACCGUGCUGGAGGAGAUCAAACGCCUGGAUGAUGACAACAGAUUUGCCUGUGUGAGGAUGCUGGACUGGUUUGAGCACAAAGGUCACAUCUGCAUCGUGUUUGAGCUGCUCGGCCUCAGUACCUUUGAGUUCCUCCAACAGAAUGAGUUCCUGCCGUUCAGUGUGGAGCAGAUCAGACACAUGGCCUUCCAGAUCAUCAAAGCUGUGUGCUUUCUGCACCGUAACAAGCUGACCCACACAGACCUGAAGCCAGAGAACAUCCUGUUUGUGUGCUCUGACUAUGACCUGGAAUAUAAUGAGGACCUGGAGUGUGAAGAGAGGAAGUUGAGGAGUCUUGAUGUUAAGGUGGUGGACUUUGGCACGGCCACGUUUGACCAUGAACACCAUGAAUCCCUGGUGUCAACGCGGUACUACCGAGCUCCAGAGGUCAUACUCGAUCUGGGCUGGAACCAGUCAUGUGAUGUUUGGAGUCUGGGCUGUGUCAUUACUGAGUUUUACCUCGGACGUGCACUCUUCCUGACCCAUGACAGUAAAGAACAUCUGGCCAUGAUGGAGAGAGUCCUGGGACCGAUCCCCCCACAUCUGCUCAAACAGACCAGGAAGAAGCAUUAUGUGCACAACGAGUGUCUGAACUGGGACGAGCAGAACCACGAUGACUACAUCAGGAAAUACUGUCAACCUCUCAAGCUGUACAUGCAGACACAGAAGGAGGAGGAGAGGCAGCUGUUCGACCUGCUCAGCUGCAUGUUGGAGUAUGACGUGUGCAAACGGAUCACCCUGGAGGAGGCACUGUGGCACCCGUUCUUCACCCCACUGAGGAUGCAGAACUAGCACCAGUGCAGCUAAUCCCCCCACCACACCACCACACACACACACACACACACACACACACACACACACACACACACACACACACA